Molecule: messenger RNA, 990 nt
Organism: Dichotomopilus funicola
Lineage: Eukaryota; Fungi; Ascomycota; Sordariomycetes; Sordariales; Chaetomiaceae
Product: Fructosamine kinase-domain-containing protein
Exons: 6
Coding region: 1-990 (329 amino acids)
Source: RefSeq, a predicted model, not a curated record
AUGGACCGAACAGAGCUCCUGCAUGCUGACCCCCUGGGGGAUAAUGUACAGUUAGAUGCAGCUGUCGUUGCUGAACUCCCACCCAACUCUAAGGUGGUUUCUGUGGGUUCGGGGGGGCCAGGUCACUGGGUCAAGACGGUGAAGAUUGUGGUCGAGCUGGAAGGUGGUAGCACAACGGAACUCUUCAAAAAGGGCGCCUCUGGGCCUACCGGGGCGAACAUGAUGAAAGGGGCAUUUGAAGCGGAGCAAGCCCUCUACGACUACAUUCCCGACAGGGUACCCAAACCCGUCGCAUGGGGAACUUACGCCAGUGACCCGGAUACCCAUUUCUAUCUGUCGACCGCCGUCUCUGCACUUCACCUCACCAGCAAGGGCAAAUCGCCAACUGGGCAAUUUGGGUUCCACGUCACAACUCAUUUAGCCAACGUCCCAGUCGACAAUUCGUGGAACUCAUCCUGGGAGGCGUUUUGGGCGCAACAGAUGAAGAGCCUUUUCGAUCGGGAGGAAUCAGUCAACGGCACCGACGAGACCUUAGCAGAGCUGAGGGCCGCAUAUUUCGAGAAGGCCAUUCCGAGAUACCUGGGACCGCUCGAAAGCGAGGGAAGAUCCGUCACCCCCAGUCUUCUCCAUUCUGACCUCUGGCCGGGGAACAUUAAACCACGAACGGCCACGGGUGAACUCUGCUUAUUCGACGCCUGUGCGUACUGGGGGCACAAUGAAGCCGACCUGGCCAUCUGCUACAACCCACGAUACAAGCUAGGGCAACCUGCCUUGGAAGAGUACAAGAGUCUUGUGGCCCCCUCGGAGCCUGGCGCGGACUUUUAUGAGAGGAAUGCGUUAUACGCCAUGAAAUACCAUGUCUUGUUGAGCAUCAUGUAUUCGGACAACAGUUCGUUCCGUGAGAAGCUGAUGGAGGAACUCAAACUACUUCUUGGGAAAUUGGAUUCUGAUCCCUCCGUCUCGAAGCCGGACGAAGCGGCGCGCUUGUAA